Messenger RNA from Rhea pennata, 5298 nucleotides. It is a transcript of the gene BBS4, whose product is annotated as Bardet-Biedl syndrome 4. The transcript has 16 exons. Gene Ontology annotation, cellular component: ciliary basal body. Bases 35 to 1645 code for a protein of 536 amino acids. Gene Ontology annotation, biological process: protein localization to cilium; cilium assembly. Gene Ontology annotation, molecular function: protein binding. NCBI's taxonomy places the organism in Eukaryota, Metazoa, Chordata, Aves, Rheiformes, Rheidae. The record is from RefSeq and is a predicted model, not a curated record.
CGUGGCAACGGGGAGCUUCGCGCGGGCGGACGCCAUGGCGGAGCCGCAGGCCGAGCCGGUUUCUUCAUUGCCAGUGGCUACAGAACCUCCAAAACCCCGGCCCAAAAAAGCGCCGGAGUUACCAGUCCUAGAGAGAAAAAACUGGUUGAUCUAUCUGCUCUACGUUCGCAAAGACUACGACGCGUGUAAGGCCCUCAUCAAGGAGCAACUCCAGGAGUCUCAUGGAAUGUGCGAAUAUGCAGUGUAUGUUCAAGCUCUGAUAUUGCGCCUGGAGGGGAAAAUUCAAGAGUCUCUUGAACUUUUUCAGACGUGUGCCAUUCUGAACCCUCGAAGUGCUGACAACCUCAAGCAGGUGGCACGAUCACUGUUUCUUUUGGGGAAACACAAGGCAGCCAUUGAAGUGUACAAUGAAGCAGCUAAGCUCAGUGAAAAGGACUGGGAGAUCAGCCACAACCUGGGUGUGUGCUACAUGUACCUGAAACAUUUCAACAAGGCACAAGACCAGCUCAACAAUGCCCUAGAGCUCAACAAACAUGACCUGACUUACAUGAUGCUGGGGAAAAUUCACCUAUUGGAAGGGGAGACGGAUAAAGCCCUUGAAGUCUAUAAGAAGGCAGUAGAAUUUUCUCCAGAGAACACAGAGCUCCUUACAACUUUGGGGUUACUCUACCUGCAGCUUGGGGAUUACCAGAAGGCUUUUGAACACCUUGGAAACGCGCUUACUUAUGACCCCACCAACUACAAGGCCACCUUGGCAGCAGGCAGCAUGAUGCAGACCCAUGGAGAUUUUGAUGUUGCCCUCACCAAAUACAGGAUGGUAGCUGGUGCUGCACCUGAAAGCCCCCCGCUGUGGAACAACAUUGGAAUGUGCUUCUUUGGCAAGAAGAAAUAUGUAGCAGCUAUCAGUUGCCUGAAGCGAGCAAACUACUUGGCUCCCUUUGACUGGAAGAUUCUGUACAAUUUGGGGUUAGUGCACCUCACGAUGCAGCAGUAUGCGUCUGCUUUCCACUUCCUCAGUGCUGCCAUCAACUUCCAGCCCAAGAUGGGAGAACUCUAUAUGCUCCUGGCAGUUGCUCUGACAAACCUCGAAGAUGUUGAGAACGCAAAACGUUCCUAUGAGCAAGCUGUGGCACUGGACAAGUGCAAUCCCCUCGUCAACCUGAACUAUGCUGUCCUGCUCUACAACCAGGGGGACAAGAAAGGAGCCCUCUGCCAGUACCAGGAGAUGGAGAAGAAGGUCAAUGUGCUGAAGGAGAGCAGUUCUCUUGACUUUGACCCUGAGAUGGUGGAUGUGGCCCAGAAGAUGGGAGCUGCCCUGCAGGUGGGGGAGAGCCUGGUUUGGACUAGACCUGCUAAAGAGUCUAAAUCCAAGCAGCGAGCUGCUCCAUCAGGGAAGUCGUCCAGCAUUCAGCAACCUUUGGGCUCCAACCAGGCCCUGGGUCAAGCCAUGUCCUCAGCUGCUGGAUAUGGGAAAACCACGCAGCUUCCCUCAGGUGCUGGAGCAUCAGCUCCCCUUGCAAAGCCUCCCUCGCUGCCUCUGGAACCAGAACCAGGCUCGGAAACAGGCCCCGAGGAGACCACAGCUCCAACAGAAGCUGAGGAACGAAGGAAAGAAAAGUGCAAGAGCAGGCAGGCAGCGGACUAGGAGGGACUCCGGCCGGGACGGGCAGGCAUGUCUCCAGCACUGCCUGCUGAUUUGUGGGGAAAAGCAGCUGCCUCCCCCACCCUGACCCACGGUGGCUUGAGCCCACUGUCAGUUUAGUCUAAACACAGCUGUUUGCUGAUAGUGAUUUUAGCACGUGGUCUCUGCCUUGUCCCAGGGAGUCUUUGCAGCAAGCAGAAGAGGUUCCUAUAUAGCUACUGUUAGCAUGGUCGCACCUCACCACAAGCGACUGGAGGGUGGCGAUCCUUCACUCCGCCUGGAUUGGCUGUGUUCAGUGUUCAGGUGUAGGUUCUCCAGGAUGAUGCUGAGGCCCUACAGUAUAUUUAGAAAAAGCCAGCAGCUACGACUUAGCACCUUGUUAAAAUGAGAAUGCAGGGAGGAUCCAGCCCUUCCAGUGGCUAAACAUGCCAGCAGCUGAGGAAGCUCUACACAAGCUGUAGUAAGGUCAGCGAUGAUACGCUUGGAGAGGGGGAGAAGCUAGACCACCUCACCGUGUAAGGGCAGAGUGGUAAGCCCAGCCUGGCUCCCGGGGGUGAUGAGCUUUCGUUCAGAGUUUCACAAGGCCAGGAAUGCUCUCCCAAGGGAAGAGAAAGGAGAUUGUUCGGGCAGGGAGCUGAAAGAGUUGGGAGCUGUAACUCCUUACCAGGGCCUCUACUGGCAGGGCGGGUCAUGGCUGCAAAGAAAGAGAGGCGCUUUCAGAGUGCAUCUUUUCUUUAUGGGUGGUUGUUGUGAAAUUUGGUGGAGCUAGAUGGCGAAAGCAGUGAGCUCUUCUGCCCUGAGGCCAUUAACACGCAACCUGCCGCAGUAUGGAUGGCCAAAGCCGACCUGCUGCGCCCGCAGUAUCAACGCCCUUGCGCACUCUCUGUUCUAGCAGCGCACGUGUUGGCCAGCUAGUGAUGCUGGACUCUCGAUUUCUGCUAAAGACUUCUAUCCGUUUCCACCGGAAAGUUGAGACUAAUUUUUCCAGGGAGGAGUGUGCUACAGCCCUCUCCUUCCCUCCCCCCGCCAAUCCUGAGGCAGUAAAUUUACUUUCUACGAAGAACUAAUACUACCUGUUAGGCUCAGCAAGUCCCAGACCACUCUGGCACCGGCUGACCCAACAUGUUUAGGAGUGUUCACCUUCUGCUCUCAGGAUCACUCUUUGUAUUUCUUGAAUCCAACUAGAAAAGCUAUUUUAAGUAAGUGUGAGUUUCUCUGUGUGGGAGCUAAUAAUGGUCAAAGAAAGUUGCAAAGCUCGGAGGUUGACUGUUCUGAAAGCAGGCUAGCUGGAGCAGCACAGAUGUCUGCCAGGGCCAAAUUCCUAACUGUUUACUGAGAAACAGAGUAAAUGAGGCUCAACUAAGCUCUGUGCUCAUGCAAUUAAAGUCCUUCCUUUAGAAUUAAUAUUGCUCAGUAGGGGUGGGGGGAGAUGGAGACAAAAGAUGUGGUCAGCUUCAAUGCUAAUUUUAAAAUGUUUUAGUAUGACAACAGGCUCACUCUAAAUAAUUCAGUUAUGCCCUCCCGACAGUAGCUUUUCAGAAGAAAUAAUUAAUGCUAGCUGCCUACGUGUUGCUGGAGAUGUUUUAAAAAUGGUUUUAUAUCGGAACAGAAAGAUCUAGCUUUCCUUCCUCUGUUGCUACCAUUUUGCUGCUUCUGGACAUUGUCUAGAGCUUAAUGCAGGUCUUCAAAACAACUGCUUUUGGGCAUUAAAUGAGGCAGGACCAUCCCUUUUUACAUAAAGAGUCAGUAACUGUGUUAAAUGUAGUUUCUCUUUCCCUCUUCUCCGUGCAGAGAAAAAAAAAAGUACACAAAGUUAACAUUGCUGUAGGAACUUUUGAUGCGAGUUUUCCAAACAGAGCAUAUAGCAUUUCCCCCGUUGAAGCUGGAGCUUUGGGCUCACUAUAUUCACUAAUCAGGCUACUGAGUUUUUUAAAGUGUAUUUUCUGCUUUUAGUGCUGCACUGUUGCGUAAUACCACUCCAUAAUUAACAUGCGCAGCAGAGCAAGGUUUUAAUGGGAUCCCUUUGGCAGUAACAAUGUAAAAGCUGGGUGGCCAAGGCUCUGGAUACGUUAUCAUCCCUCAGUCCUGCUUGCUGGUUAUCCAGAAAGACUUUAACGGAUCUUUAGCAUGCAACCAGCAGCCUAAGUGCGCUCCUGCUCCCUGGAGAGCUCUAAAAGAGUAGGAACCGUUCACUUCCCCCUCUGUUUUGACUGGCAAACCUGCCUGCUAAUCUCAAAUGUGGCUUUUUUUAGUCUGUCCUCUACUGCUUGGUUUUGCCUUGGUACAGCCACCCAGCUGCGCUCCUGAAAGGUUCCCCGUAUGCCAGGAGCUGAAGAAAACAGAGCUUCUUUAGUGAAGCACUGGCAAACUUAAACAAACCAGACAAGCAGCAGCCUAAAUCAGGUACAGUGCGGCUAUUUUAUUCACAUUAACCUUUUUACACUGAAGGUUACUGCAGCAUAGUGGGGUGCCUGCAAGGAAGAGGUUAAGACUGCAGAGCCAGGGUAGGCAGGGAGCGGGAACUCUCUCUCUUACCCCCCAAACUGUAGUUCCAGACAAGUUUUCCUGUAACGAUAGCUUGGUAGAGGCUUCUAGUCUCACCGUAAAAGCUUUCAAGCUCUGGAAGUUCCAACACAAGGAACAGUGAGCAGAACGGAGCGAUUACAGGCGAGCGAGCACCAGCACUGCUCGUAGAGGAAGGCCGAGUUUUCUGUCCGUCUGCUUAUCACUUUCUGUUUUGAUUUUACCGGUGAAUUUAUCCUUUUUACAACAAGCAGAAGGUAGAGGAAAGCAACUGAAAGACUGUAGCAUUAUGAAACCCAUUUGCUAUAUUCAGCUGAUGGGAGCAGCCCUUGUCCCACCAGUGGCUGUAGAAGCCUGCUCAGCUUACAAAACACCUUUAUUCUCUAUUUCCAGCACACCAGAAGCAUAAGGAACAGCCAAGAUUAACUCUCUUCUCUCACCAGUCCCACUUGUGCAACCUAUUAGCUUCCUGGCUGCUAAGAUGCUUUUAUAGGUAAAAGUACCAUGGGGUGUACUAUACUUGCAGGUACUGUAAAAGUAUUUAAAAUAUGCUUCUUAGUAAAAACCUUAAGCAGAUGAUUAAUACAAUUUUUUUUCUGCCAUGAAGAGAAGCAGUAGCACCUUGUUACCUUCUGGGUUUGACCAGAGCAGAAGGGAGCUUCAUGUCUAAGGAAACAUUUUAAAAUACAUAAUUAUAUCUGGAUAAUAAAUAGAACAGCAAUUCCUUGUCCCAUCGCCUGUCCUCCCCCUGAGUAUUCUGGUGACGCCAUUUGCAUACAGUAAAUUCACAGUAGUUAUAUUCCAAUCCUGACUGUAUAGAGAGCUCUUAUGCUACCUAGUGAUGAGAAGGAAGCUGGACUGUUUAUUUUUUUUUCAACUGAAAUUAGGAGAUUUUUUUCAGAGAUUUUUUGAGCAGGACUGUACCAAGUCAUUUAGGGAUUUUGGAAAUCAUACCCUAUGCUCCAAAACCCACUUCUGCCAUCAGCCAUAAAUCUAAUUCUUUCCCCCCCCCCCUUCAUAAUUGCAAAAAAUAAGAUGGAAAAGAAUAAUGAGCUUACGUUCUAGGAUUUGUUCCCCCCCCCCCCUUUCUUGAAAAAAAAUGUACAACAUAAUCCAGAUUAAAUCAUACUGCU